This is a messenger RNA of Suillus subalutaceus, 1773 nucleotides long. RefSeq names its product kinase-like domain-containing protein. NCBI's taxonomy places the organism in Eukaryota, Fungi, Basidiomycota, Agaricomycetes, Boletales, Suillaceae. The transcript is spliced from 14 exons. Gene Ontology annotation, biological process: cell surface receptor signaling pathway; protein phosphorylation. Bases 1 to 1773 code for a protein of 590 amino acids. Gene Ontology annotation, molecular function: ATP binding; protein kinase activity. The record is from RefSeq and is a predicted model, not a curated record.
AUGUCCCCUGCCCAGAAAACACGCAGAGAACUCCCCUAUAACAGACGCUACGUAUCGCAUCUCAUCGUACUCCCGUGUCCUGUAGGAGUUUCUCUCAUGAGUGUAUUUAACACCAUCGUGAGCCCAACAUUGGGAGUUCUCGAGAUAGCUGGUGCCGCAUCUGGUGUCCCGUACGCCCAGGGGGCUGGGAUGGCACUCCAGGCCAUCAACACUGCUUGCAACCAAGUGGCCAUCCACAAGCGCAAGUCUGCCCAACUUGCUCACCGAUGUACUUCGUUGCUGAACUUGAUCAGUGAUCACGCAGUUGGACCUGCUGGCGAUGAGAUGCGAUCCUCCUUAGAAGAUGCUGAGUUCGUCCUUUAUGCUGUACGAGACCGCAUACAAAAAUGGUCACAAUAUAGUAAAGUCAAAAGCUUCUUCAAGAGAUCUCAAAUAGAAAACGACCUGGAUAGGUGCCAGAACGAUGUGAACGCAGCUAUGGAGCGCCUGCACGUCAAAAAUCCCCUAUCUGUCAUGAUCAUGCAGAAAACAAUCUAUGGACCUCAUGAAAACGAAUCAAGAUCGCAUGGAGGAAAAGCUGGCACAGCUGAUGAUAUCCCCACAGCAGGUGUUGGACGCAGUCCAACGGCACAACGCUGGGGGAGGCAAGUUCUGGUGGCGCUUGAUGUUUUUCUUUCUUGGAUCCUCAUUAUCCCUUUACAGCGCUUGAUACAACUGUGCUUGCAAUCACCGCGUGAAAACUCCCAGUCACCGGACCGAAUGUUAUUUGGGGGACCAAUAGUUGAAUCCCCAUCAUCCUCCCGUUCUUCCUCACUGGAGGUAACGGUGCAAACUCAGAUUCAAAGUGCCUUAACAGAUUUACGCCGCCUGACAAACGUACCUCCGACACUCAAAGUCUUGAACAAUCAGGUCAAAAAGGUCGGCGGCUCUACUCCAAUAUGCUCUGGAACGUACAGCGACAUCUGGCUAGGAGAAAUGUUAGGAGAGAAAGCAAGCCGGUCCUUGAAGAUUAUCACCGACCCUACGAAAGCCAGAAGAAUGACCAAGCGCUAUGAGCACGAAAUGAAUGUGUGGGAAAAGCUUAAACACGACAACAUUCUGACAAUUUACGGUGUCAUCACCAACUUGGGACCUAUUCACAUCGUGUCGACGUGGCAAGAAAAUGGCAAUGUAUUAGAAUAUCGCACCAAGAACCCCGACAUCAACCCUCUAACUUUGGCAACCGCAAAGGGCAUCGAGUAUCUUCAUGGAAGCAACAUUGUUCAUGGGAAUCUGAAAUGUAAUAAUAUGCUGGUUUCCUCCGAAGGUGUAGUAUGCAUUGGUGACUUCGGACAUACUCAGGUCCUAGACGAAGUGCUCGGGAGGGAGGGAUUCACUGCUUAUACUGGGUCCUCCAACGUGCGUUGGAAUGCUCCGGAACUCCUGGGUGGCGACGAUGUCAAGCCCACCAAAGCCAGCGACGUCUUCGCGUUCGGAAUGUCUAUCCUGGAGCUUGUAACCAAGCAGGCACCCUAUUCGCACAGAAAACGUGAUCUCACUGUUAUCAUGGACAUCAACGAUGGACGUCUACCUCUUCGCCCAACUGAGCCGGAAGAUGUCUCGCGGUGGAUGCAUGACAAACUAUGGGAACUUUUGAAUAGGUGUUGGUAUUUCAUGGCUCAGGAGCGGAUAAAUAUUGGAGAAGUCACAAUCUGUCUUGAUGGACUCGCUGAGUACAUUGGGAAUCAUCCAAAUUGGCAGACGGAAGAGGCCGAUGUUGAGAUCGUUCAAUGA